Helobdella robusta is the source of this 537-nucleotide messenger RNA. RefSeq lists its product as hypothetical. The record is from RefSeq and is a predicted model, not a curated record. The coding region runs from base 1 to 537 and encodes 178 amino acids. The transcript is spliced from 2 exons. Lineage: Eukaryota; Metazoa; Annelida; Clitellata; Rhynchobdellida; Glossiphoniidae.
AUGUUUCUCUCUGAUUCCGGGACCGAUGUCAAUGAAGAUGUACUUGGAGUUGAAGUUCCCAACCAGCAAGACAGCCACAAACUCAUUGUACCUACAAAAUUCCACAAAGUUGUUGGUAACAAGACUGAAUCUUUAAAACUUAAGGCAAAGAAGAUUCCGCGUUUCCGGUUAUACAUUGUUAACUUUUUGGAUUUCACGAGUGCUGAUGUGAUAGAUAAGCUAAAAGCUAAUCACAUUAAUGUUAUCUCUUGUUAUCCUAUACAAAAAAAGAAACCAGAUGAUAAUUCUGAAUUGAAAGACAAUGUUCUGGCAAAUGCAUUUAGAAUAUGUAUUAAUAAGCAAGAAUUUGUGAAAAUAAAAGAUCCUAAUAUCUGGCCUUCAGGUUUUAUCAUCAGAGAUUGGAUAUUCAACAAACAACCCAAUCAAAUCAAAGACCACACCAUGGAGUCAUCCAACAACAAAAACACCAACAAAGAACAGUCGACAGUGAAUGUAGAUAAUCAUGAAAAAACAUCUACCAAUGAUGGCGGCACAUAG